AUGGUAGUCUAUGCAAAAUUCAUGAAAGAAAUUUUAAUCGGAAAGCAUAAACUGAAAUAUAACGAGAAUAUUGCUUUAGAAGAAGUGAAGAUUGGUCAUACACUUUGUGAUUUAGGGAAGAAUCUCAAUUUGAUGUCUCUAUCUAUGAUGGGGAGGCUGAACUGUGGAGAACCAAAGCCAACUCAGAUGGAUCUUACUUUAGCUUAUCAAUCUAUCACUUAUACAUAUGGAGUUCUUGAAGAUGUUAUUAUGAUGGUAUAUGAUUUAUUGUUCCCAAUCGACUUUGUGAACCUAAAUAUGGUUGAAAAUUUUGAAACACCAUUACUAAUAGGAAGAACUUUCUUAGAAACGGGUAGAGUUUUGAUUAAUGUCAAAAUGGGAGAAAUUAUUUUUAGAUUCAACAAAGAACAUAUUGUUUUUAAUAUUUUUGAAGCCAUGAAACAUCAAAAAGAAAAUCCUCAGUGCUAUAGAGUUUAUGUAGUAGAAGAGAUUAAUCAAAAAGUAGUUGCAAGUGAGUCACCAUCAUCAUUGAUGGGCUGA
Lathyrus oleraceus (garden pea) is the source of this 540-nucleotide messenger RNA. RefSeq lists its product as uncharacterized. The transcript has 2 exons. Lineage: Eukaryota; Viridiplantae; Streptophyta; Magnoliopsida; Fabales; Fabaceae. The coding region runs from base 1 to 540 and encodes 179 amino acids. The record is from RefSeq and is a predicted model, not a curated record.